CUCUCUCUGUCUCUUUGGCACAAGAUUUGCAUCGACCACACGAAUCUUGUGCCUCCACCGUUGCGCUUGAUCGACGAAAACGAAGACGUAGUUGCGGUUACGCGAUUUGCACCAGCCAUCACUCGAAGCGUUUAAUGUUUGUGGGUGUGCGUAUUCACGAUCACAUAUGCACAUAUAUUAUAUGUCUAUACAUAUAAGUAUACUAAGUUAGUCAGAUAGAUUGUGAGAUUUGUGUUUGUUUUUGGUUUUGGGUCCUGUCUCUCCGCCCGCUUUUGUGUGUUGGAAAAUUGGGUUAGAGGUGGAACGACUUGGUUGCGCAUGUGAUUAAGGAGAUUACCGUGCGGUACGAAGGGGCGAUGAUGAGUCAGGCGCUAUCCCCCGCUCUGGAGAAGAAGCGGGCCAAAAAGGAAGAGCGAUUGCAAUCGCACCUGCAAACCUAUUUGAAUGAUUCUUCCGCGCGUCGUUCGCUGGUUGCCGCUUCCUCUGACCCGAACGAAUCUGUUGAUGGGUUCCUCGCUUCCUUCUCGCAAUGUCGCGACCAGGUGGAGGAUAAGCUGAGUGCAAUCCUCGCCAAAAAGUCGAGCAAAUCCGAUGAAGGAGCCUUGGAAUGUGUUCGAGAGGAACUGAAGAGCUUGUCAUUGGAAAUCGUCAACAUGGAAUCAUUGGUUGCAGAUUCUUCCUUCUUUUUGCCCACUUAUAUUAUGCAAAGCUCUCAGUCGUCGAUAACGAAGUUGAAAGAGGAGAUUGAGGCGACCACGGCCGAGCUUCUGCCGAAGAAGAAGUUCUCUUUUCGUAGCAAAACUGCCAAACCAACCAAGCCCGUCGAGAAGAGUCAAGAAAUUCUUCCAGCUAUACCUGCUACUGUUAGUGAUAGCAAUUCUAUUGGCCCAGUGCUGAGCUUUUAUGGUAUCAAGGAUCAACAUGACUGCACUCUUGUACGCUAUUCACAGGAUCUUGAGGACAGAGAAUUCAUGCUUACAAACCUUAGUAACUGUAAGAUUUAUCUGAAAGGUAUGUGCAGAGCUCUCUAUGUGAACAAACUUAGGAAUUGUCUCGUGUGCACUGGUCCUGUGACGGGAUCUGUGCUCAUUGAUGAUGUAGAGGGCAGUACAUUGAUGCUUGCAUCUCAACAAAUUCGAAUACAUUCCACGAAGAACACCGACUUUUAUCUUCGAGUACGCAGCCGACCUAUCGUUGAAUACACAAGUUCUGUUCGAUUUGCUCCUUUUGCAUUUCGUUAUCCCGGUAUUGAAGAUGCACUCCAAGCUGCCAAUCUCCAGGAGGAAACAGGGGAAUGGGAGAAUGUAGACGAUUUCAGAUGGUUACGAGCAGUGCAAUCACCGAAUUGGAGUAUCUUGCCUCCAAGUGAGCGGAUUUGUAUAGAUGAAACAGACAAUGCUUUGAAGAUCUAAUCCUAUAAAAGUGCGUUUGCACUUCUUACAAAAAGGACGGACUUAUUGUUUUUAUUCUGGAUGCAAUUCACUUCACAAACUUCCUACUGUUAGAGAAUGCUGA
This is a messenger RNA of Physcomitrium patens, 1515 nucleotides long. Its product is annotated as tubulin-folding cofactor C. Gene Ontology annotation, biological process: tubulin complex assembly; post-chaperonin tubulin folding pathway. Gene Ontology annotation, cellular component: cytoplasm. Gene Ontology annotation, molecular function: tubulin binding. The record is from RefSeq and is a predicted model, not a curated record. Lineage: Eukaryota; Viridiplantae; Streptophyta; Bryopsida; Funariales; Funariaceae.